CAUGCAAAUUUCCCAAACAUCAUGCUUCUUCCGUUCAGCUCGGCCGCGGAAACCCUAAUCAAAUUGCAUAAUGCGAUCCAAGGUUGGUUACUCCUUCGUCACCUUCUCACUCCACUCACGGUGUGCACAAACUUCUAUCUCGCCGCUCCGGCGGCGUUGGGCAAACAUUUCAUUUUUGUUCAUGAUGACUCGUAAUAAUUACGAAAAAUAUUCACCCAAUACUAAACGUCGUAAUCUUUUCUAUAGUUUUUACCAACACCUUGGAUUUGUCCAUCUACAUAUUUUACAACAUUUUCUAUCCUUGAUAGCUUUAAAUCGUAAUAGUUUCAUCACAAAUAUCUCCGUAGUGAUCUAAUGUUCCUCCUCCAAACUUCCCUUAAAAGUGCCUUUUCAUCCUCUCACCCAUCCAAUCUCAACUUCUCCAAAUUCUUCUCAAGAUAUGUCCCUUUGUUUUUCCAUUCAAAUAAACCCGCCCGAAGUUCUCACCGCAAAUAUUCUCCACAUGCAAAAUUCCAUUAUUUUGCCACCCCGAAUCCACAACAUGUUAAUUCCCAACCAUGCCUUCUUCCCCGAGUUAUCCAAACGUCUUUUGCCAACUACUCUCAAGCACUAUCAGCUCAGAGCGAAAAACUUGAACUUGAAGAAGCCCUCAACUUUUCCAACAACACCGAGGAGCUUAUGGCUGCCUUCAAAGCAUUGGAAGCCUCUCUUAGUGAAAAUGAUGCUCAGCUAGGCUUGCUUUGUCUGAAAAUGGGAGGGAUUUUGCUCUCGAAAGCCUCUAAUGAGCUAGAGAAGGCCCUGAGCUUCGCCAUUAGGUCCUUGGAGAUAUUGGGGAGAAACAAUGGGGGAGAAUCUCUGCCAUUGGUGAAAGCAUUGCGCCUUGUUGGCUCAAUAAGCUGCAAGAUGAAGAGAUUUGAUGAGAGCUUGGAGUCCUUGGAAACUGCUUCUCAAAUUCUGGACAGCUUGGAAGAAGAUGGAUUUAGUGACAAAGAGUUUGAUUCUGAGAAAAUUUUCGUUCAGCUUGAGCUUGCAAACACAAAGAAUGCAAUGGGUCGGAGGUGGGAGGCUUUGAUUAAUCUCCAAAGGUCCUUACAGAUGCGCAUGUUGAUUCUAGAGCCUAAUAGUCUGGAGUUAGCUUCAGCCUGUAAAGAUGUGGCUGAGGCGUAUGCUGGUGUUUUGCAGUUUGGUGAGGCACGGCCAUUGUGCUCUAAGGCUUUGGAGAUCUUUGAGGCAAAAAUAGGCAAUAAUUGUGAGGAAGUAUUUAAGGUUAGGCAGCUUCUCGGGGUCAUUCAUGUUGGGCUUGAAGAAAAUGAAGAAGCUUUGGUGCAGAACGAGCUGUGCCAGCAGAUAUUGUUGAGUUUGAAUCUGGAUGCUGAGCUUCCAGAAAUGGAGAUUGAAGCGGCGAACAUAAAGAUUAACCUUGGUAGAUUAGGUGAGGCAAUGAGUACUCUCAAGGGGGUGAUUCAAAAGGCGAGGAAGGAGAGUGAAACCAGAGCUUUUGCCUUUGUAUCAAUGGCAAAAGCUUUGUUCUUUCAAGAGAGGUUUGGAGACUCAAAAGGGUGUUUGGAUAUGUCUUGUAAUAUCCUAACUAAGGCGGAUUCAAGACGAUCUGAAAAAGUUGCUGAGGCAUUCAUGGAGAUUUCUAUGUUGUAUGAGAUGAUGAAUGAAUUUGAGAUUUCUAUAUCUCUUAUGAAGAGGACCUUAACAUUGCUUGAAAAUAUUCCGCGAGAGCAAUACAUGAUGGGGAGCAUUUUGGCGAGGAUGGGUUGGUUGCUUCUCCUGACAGGCAAAGUUCAGGAUUCUGUACCAUCUUUGGAGAGGGCGAUAACGAAACUGAAGAAUAGCUUUGGGCCAAAGCAUUUUGGCUUGGGAUUUGCUUAUAAACAUUUAGGACAGGCAUAUCUGGAGAUGGAGAAGGCUCAGUCAGCUAUACAGAUGCUUUUACUGGCUAAGAAUAUCUUCGAGGCCUCCUUUGGGCCUCACAAUGAGGAUUCCAUUGAUACUUGUCAGGGUAUUGCUAAUGCCUAUGGAGUUUUGGGAAGUUUUGGUCCAGCAAUGGAGUUCCAACAAGAAGUUAUAAAUAGAUGGGAAGCACAGGGGCCUGAUGCUAAAAAUGAGUUGAGAGAAGCGUGCCGGCUUCUUCAACAGCUGAAGAAGAAGGCUGAGGGUUCACCUUCAGCUGUAUUUCCCGCUAAUUGCUUGCCACAACACCUACAAAAGUGACCUUGUUAGUUCCGCGCAACAAAUCUUGACUUGAGAGGAAUUACUUCUCAUGACUCUGAAGCAUCCUGACACGAAUGAGGAGCAAGAGAUCUUCAUCCGUGAGGAUUUGUUGAGUCUGUGGCUAAUGCUGCCACCCAUAAUCACUGCUUGUCGCUGUCGUUGCAUCUGCUGCCGUCUCUGGUCGCCGCCGCCGUCGCUCAUCUCCAUUGCCCAAUUUCCUGUGCUUUCAGGCUUUACAUUAAUUUCAUU
Messenger RNA from Phalaenopsis equestris, 2472 nucleotides. RefSeq lists its product as uncharacterized. Lineage: Eukaryota; Viridiplantae; Streptophyta; Magnoliopsida; Asparagales; Orchidaceae. The transcript is spliced from 4 exons. The record is from RefSeq and is a predicted model, not a curated record. Gene Ontology annotation, molecular function: protein binding. Bases 355 to 2223 code for a protein of 622 amino acids.